AUAUCUCUUGCAGUCUUCAUCUUCGUCACGAACUACGACAACACCAAAAACUCGGACGAUAAUUCAUUUCUCUAAUUCCCCACAAAAUAAAACACAGAUAAUUGUGGGGAAGAGAGAAAACCAGAGAGAGAUAGCGAGAGAGAUGGAGGUGGCCAAUGGGUGGGGCGUGGGACAAGCAAUCCCCCUGCCUCAAUUCGGACCCAAUUGCUGCUCCGGCUUCUUACCCAACACCAAGUCCAAAUUCAACACUUCCAAUAAAAAUCUGAGCGUUGUUCUCAGUUGGGGCUGCUCUGUCCAGACCAAGCUCUCACCUUCUUCGUCUUCGAGUAGUAGCAGGAGUCGAAAGAGCUCGAAUUUGUGCUGCCGGUGCAGUGAGAGCAACAGAUACAGUGAGGACUGUGUUGGGUCGUCUUGGGAAUGGGAUUGGAAUCGGUGGAGCCGCCAUUUCUCCGAGGUCGAACAGGCCGAGAGCUUCGUCUCUGUUCUCAAGUUUCAACUUGAAGAUGCAAUUGAGAAGGAAGAUUUCCAGGAAGCUGCAAAACUGAAAAUGUCUAUUUCAGAAGCUACAUCAAACGACACUGUUGUUGAGAUCAUGUCUCAAUUGAAGAAUGCGAUUGAGGAAGAGCGUUACCGUGAUGCUUCAAGGUUGUGUAGACACACAGGAAGCGGACUGGUAGGUUGGUGGGUUGGGUACCCAAAAGAUUUAGAUGAUCCUUUUGGAAGGCUAAUACGAAUAACUCCUGGUGUGGGCAGAUUUAUUGGGAGGAGUUACAGUCCAAGACAGUUGGUUGAAGCAUCACCGGGAAGUCCCCUAUUUGAAAUUUUUGUGGUAAAAAAUGCUGAUGGGACAUACAUUAUGCAGGUAGUGUACUUACACCAACCCAAAGGCAGUUCAACAAACUCCGCUGUUGCACCUUCCAAACCUGAAAAAGGCUCAUCCACUUCCGAACUUGAGAGUGCAACCAUAGUAGAUGUACAGAAAAAUGAAGGCAAGGCAGAGAGCAGCGAGUUCAAGGGCAUUAAUAUUGAGGGAGCAGCUGAGGAGGGGAUAAAAGGUGUGUUAAAUUUUCUUAAGACAAAAAUUCCAGGACUGAAAGUUAAAGUCAUGGAUGUUGAUAUUGCUAAGGAAGUGAAAGAGGAUGACAAUUCUGUGAACCAAUUGAUGCAAGAAAAUAGUGACUCGUCAGAUUCUGAUGAGAAUUCUGAAGACGAAGUGAAUAAUUUGGAUGAAAUUCAGUCUGACGAGGUCACUCUAGGAGAAGGUAUUGAUACCAUAGAAGAUGAAAAGGAUUUGGAUAUGAAACUUUUUAUUGGUGGGGUUGUACAUAAUAAUGAGGAUGUUCCUACCAAGGAUGAGUAUGUGCGUUGGCCUGCUGAAAUCAAAGAUGGGGAGAAAGAUUCUUUUGUGUUGCAUAUUCCAGGGAGAAGCCUAGAUCACGACACGGGAGAAAGUAAGGCAUCUAAGUUCAAGGUGGCAGCUCUAGCACCUAAAAGUGCCCCUGAGCUCAUGCCUUCUGAGGUUGCCAAGGCAUUUUUUAAUUCUGACAAGCUUUCUUCAAAGAUGACACGGAAUAUGCGUGAAGUAGUCAAGUUUGCCGUUAAUCAAGCUCAGAAGUGGAAUAGAUUAUCUGAGUAUACAAAGUUUAGUCGCCUCAACACCUUUAGAGGAGAUUUGGAUCCAUUUGAAGGCCUGUAUGUUGGUGCAUUUGGCCCUUACGGCAAGGAGGUAGUGCAACUCAGGCGUAAGUACGGGCACUGGAAUAGCUCAGAAGGCAAAGAAUCUGUAGAUAUGGAGUUCUUCGAAUAUGUUGAGGCAGUUAAACUAACUGGGGACCUGAAUGUUCCUGCUGGCCAGGUGACAUUUCGUGCUAAAAUUGGGAAAGGGAACCGCCAAUCUAACCGUGGAUUGUAUCCAGAUGAAUUAGGAGUGGUUGCAAGUUACAAAGGACAAGGAAGAAUAGCAGAAUUUGGGUUCCGGAAUCCACAGUGGGUUGAAGGAGAACUUCUCCAACUCAGUAACAAGGUGAAUAAACCAGGCAUUGGACCAUAUGUCAAAAGUGCAGAUCUUGGUUUUCUUUACAUCGUCCCAGAGCAAAGUUUCCUUGUACUGUUCAACCGCCUGAAACUACCAGACUGAACCAAUGAUUCCCAAUCUGUUCGAGUUUUUACCACUUCGAUUUGGCAAGCAAAUAUGUAAGAGAAGAGUUCUUUUAAGUGUAUCGUAUCUGAGCAAAUAUAUAUAGACGGUUGAUUCCCAAUCUGUUCGAGUUUUACCCCGUUGUAACUCCAUGAGCUGUAUAUCAUUUUUGCUGAACCGAAUAUAUAUAAGACUGGUACCGAAACUACAACGAGGCUCCGAAUCAUGAGCAUUUCCGGACA
This is a messenger RNA of Malus domestica (apple), 2379 nucleotides long. The record is from RefSeq and is a predicted model, not a curated record. Lineage: Eukaryota; Viridiplantae; Streptophyta; Magnoliopsida; Rosales; Rosaceae.